Messenger RNA from Mustela lutreola (European mink), 1771 nucleotides. RefSeq lists its product as uncharacterized. The record is from RefSeq and is a predicted model, not a curated record. Lineage: Eukaryota; Metazoa; Chordata; Mammalia; Carnivora; Mustelidae. The transcript is spliced from 2 exons. The coding region runs from base 62 to 919 and encodes 285 amino acids.
UCUGCGACCCAGCAGCAAGGGUGCUCACGGCUCUGGAACCUGCCCUCGGGGCCCCGGAGAUAUGGGGCCUGCAGGACUCCUGGGGCCUUUAAGUUUCCCUGAUCCUGUAUCUCUGGUACCCAGUGGAGCCGGACCUGAGCCCUACCGUCGAGUGAGGACCGUCGCCGCUGGGCUCUCUUAUUUGUAUCUUUCCACCCCGCUGCCCCGGGGCACUCGGCCUGUGGUUCCCACAGAGGGCGCUGAAUUCCGCGGCCCCGAGGCGCAGCGCUCGGACAGAUUCUGGGCGCAGCCUUUCCUGCGUACCAAGAAGCUGCCUCUGGGCCGGCACAUUUCCCUCCACUUCCUCACUCUCCCUCGCACAUUACUGACUGUACCCACUCUUAACAGGGGGCUAGCUGUUGGAAGUGUUGAAGCACACGCAAUUCAAACAGGAAAAAGAAAGUAUUUGCUAUAUUCAACACAUGCACACAUAACUACUGUGUGCCAAAUACUGUUUGGGGCGAUGGUCUUGCAGCGGGCAGCAACGGGGUAUGGGCUGGGCUCUGCACCCUUCUACUCGCUCUCUACCCAUGAAUCCGCCAGCCGCCGAGAUGGGGUGGGGGGUGUCCAGGGACCGCACAGUCCCGGCGCGGUGCCGGCCAGUACAAGACCACAGCUCGUCUGGGGGCUCCCAGAGCCCCCGCGUCCGCCGCCGCGCAGCGCGAAGGCGGUGGGCUCUCCAGGUCAGGGCCCGGCCCACGGGCGCUUCCAGCGGAGGGAGCUAGCGGGCCGGACAUCCCGCCCACGCCCGGGCCUCUCGCGGCUCCACCCAAGGGCGCUCAUCCGCAGCGACCUCAGCGCCGGCCUCUCGCGCUGGGGGGCCCACGCCCGUAAGUCUGGACACGGGCUGACAGUCGGCGUCCGGAAAACCCAGUCGUAAUUGGAGAGUAAAUCGUAAAUACAUGCGAACCGACCAGCCACUGCGGCAUUUCCGUGAAACACCCCCCGCCCGCGCCCCCCCCCUCCCCGAAAAGCUAGGGUAGGCUUCAGCAGAUUCUCCAAGGUUGCGAUCUGGAGCCCUGCACCCUCCAGUUGCCUGGGGCCUGGGGUAGGGGAGCGGCCAGCAGGAGACAGCCUUGCUGCAGGGAUGAGGGACACCUGCGCUAAGAGGCGGCUUUCGUCCUCCACAGGCACUUACUGUCUCUCUGGAGAACAUACCCAAGUCUCUGAACCAAGUAUUUCUUUUACAUGAAUUUGUAUUUAUUUAUCACAGUCCUUUCAACAGGCUUGGAAAAUAGCCUUCACGUUGUAUACCUGUAGGCUCGUGAACUCCAGGAAGGCAAGGCCGGGGUUCCUAUCGGGUGUCCGGAGCACAGUACAGCUCCCAGCCGAGUGGCCAGUCUGUCCAUCAAUAAAUAUUAACGGUGAGUGGGCUAUGGCAGUGAUCGCCUAUUGGUCUCCCUGCCUCUUACAUGUGCUCCUAAUUAAAUUCAGCAGCCGUACACCUGAUGCUCCUACAGGCCACGUGUUCCCUGCUAUCGUCCUCAGCCAGCAGUCUUUGAACUGUCCAGUUUCUCUGUGUUCUCUGAAAUCAGUUUUGGAAUUUGUAUUAUAAGUUUGAAUAAUUUCAAAGGACAAAAUAAUUUCUGGCUUAUUGUAUAUAUUGACAUUUAAAACUGUUAUAACAUCUUUUAGAAAAUGUAUCUAGUGGAAUCUACAUACCAGAGUAGAGGCUGAUUUAGUUGGUAGAACAUGCAACGCUUGAUCUCAGGCCCAUUAGUUGGACCCCGUA